CCUCGGUCAUGUUGGAGUGGGUGAAUUGGCAACACUGAGUCAAGUCAGCUGGAGAGUUACUACAAGUUGUCAAGUGUCAGCUGUACCUUGUGGUGUAGUGGACGCCUCAGUCUACAAACGAAGGACCUUUUACAGCUAGGCUAUGAGAAGAUGAGUCGUGCAGAGAAUGAAGCCUAUUGGGGGUCUACAGACACAGCUCCUUCAGCCCUCGACAACUUUUUUGAUGAAGAUAGUAAUGUCAGUUGGACAGGUUAUGCAGGAGGUUACCUGAGUCAAUCCUCCAAGACAGCCCCCUGCAAUGGUUCGGGUAAUGCAGUUUCUCAUGGAGGACAACCUGUCCCCAGCUGCACCAGUAUUACUGACAAUAUCACUAUACAUUCUGUGACAGACAGGGCAGUUGUUGACAUUCCGGGCACAGGAAAUAAUAGUGAGAAGUUGUCUAAAGGUGUUGGCAAGGCUAUUGGUGAAAAAUUGGAUUCUUGGAAACCGCCUUCAGUUUCUAUUAAGUGGAACUCUUCACAAGGACAGGGAAAUGGAUAUUGUGUGCAGUGUUCUGCAAAAGACAAUGAAAUUUCUCAGCUAAAGAAAAGACUGGAAAAUUCUUAUUCAAGAUACAACCUCACGUUACCACCAGAUGAUACUGUCACCCGAAUACUCUUAGGUCAGCCAUACUCUCUAGAGUGUUAUCGUAGUCAUGAAGAUAAACUUGCUUUGCUUGAUGCUGCUUUGAAUACCAUGGAUGGAAGUGCAAUAUUAGCAACAGUGUUACACAUGAAAAACACUGUCAAAAAGAGUCUAUUUAUAAAGGAAAUGCAAGAAAGACCACAUGCAACUCAGCUCUAUGUCACUUAUCUAAAGAAACGCCACAACUAUGCAGAAGCCAUCGACUUUCUCAGGUUGCUUGGGAAGCCUGAUGAUGCCGCUAUCCUUGCAUACGAAUUUGCCCUGACCAGCAGAGCUCCUGAAGUUAAAGUGAAAAACAUGAGAAAGACUCUUGACAACAGCUUCACAGAUCCUAAUCUCUCUUAUGAGGCCAAAAUAGUGAAGGAAAACAUAAAACUGCUAGAAAGACAAAUGGCCAUAGAUGAAACAGAUCAUAAUGAUCUCACGAACCCUAUGCUCACCAAGUACCCUCGUGCUGCUAACAUCGUAGACAAAUCUCUCCUCACCACUCUUUACUACUGUUGUAUGUAUCAUUGGGAUUCUGUGGAGUCGCAUGCUGGGAGUCCGAUGGCCUUGAGAAAAGCCCACAGCUUCACUGAUCAUCAGGUCUUGUGGACAAUACUGCGAGGGCGAGCAAGAGUGAAUCAUUGGCCUUUGCCUAAUGAACUAGAUUCCUGGUUGGGUAGUAAGGGUCUCCUAGGAGCACUAGGGUCAAUAACCUCAGCAUUCAGUGGUGCAGGGAAAGCGAUCUCUACUCUCAAGUCAACUCUUCCUAUUGAGCAGGUGGUGCACACAUUGUCAGCAAGUGGAGCUCCAGCAAAUGUAUUGGCGGUAUACUUAGCUCUGAUAGACUCCAUAGACACUCGUCUCAAGUUGGCCAUGAACUACAAGUGUCACCAAGGUGUCAUUGAUGCUUACAUAUCUCAGAAGGACAGAGAUGCUCUAGAGAAAUACAUGCAUGAGAUACCUGCCGGCUCUCCAGAGUAUCUAAAAGCUGAGAAUGCAUUAAAAAGUGCCAAGUGGAAAAACUAAUGCCAGGAAAUAUUUCAAGUGAAUUUUCGCCAUAUAAUGAUAAAAAUUCAUGUUUGUAUCAUGAAGUGUCUUUUCUAUCAUGUUUUAAUGUUUUAAAGAAAUGUGUCUCUCUCUCUCUCCAUUCCAACACUUUGAUAGAGGAGACACUCAGUAUUCAUGGUUUCACCAUUUACAAGUAUCUCAGGGAUGUAACCCCCACAAAUACUGAAGGUCUUUUCUACCAGACAAAUAUUCAGAAGAUAUUAAUAUACCUGUAGUUCAUUGUUGAUUUUUAUAAUGAGGUAAACAUAUAAGAUUUUCCUAAAUCUAAACUUGACGUUCUUACAUUAGCACAAAAUUGUCUUUGUAUAUAUUCAAUGUAUUGCUAUAUUUUGACUUGCUGUAUGAAUAAAAUUGAAUGUCUUAGUACUUUCAAUACAAUAAAUGCUCAAUUUCUAUUGGUGUUGUGUUCCUGGAAUCCACAAAAAUUUAACUUAAUAUCAUAUUGGAAAAAUGGGAUGCAUUUUGAGACUCCUAUCUUGGCUAUCAAUACUGUACAGUAUAUUGUUAGCAUUUACAGCAUUCUUGUACAGUUCUCAUGUGCACUUGUCUUAUUUUCACUUAUAUAUUGUAUUCCCAUGUACAGAUAUUUGUAGUUAUAUCAUUAUCACUCGGUAAAAGUUGAAAUGAUAAGAGGCUUUAAGAAGGGCCAAAAGCAUUAACUCACCUCAAUGUAUUUACCUACUUAAGUCAAUCAUGGCAAGAAAGGACCCAUCACCACACACUGUUGCAAGCUUCACUGCUUAUAAAUUUGUACAAAAAUACAUUAUUUUGGAAUAAUCUUUUCCUCAAUUAGUUAGAAAAAAUGCUGAGAAAGACGGAGAUGUUGAUGCUUAUUACCAAUACAUUUACAAGUGCUGAGAACCUAGAAAUUGAUUCUAGAAUUUGUAACUUCCACAUCUUUUACUCAAGACCUCUUUGGUUUUGAAAUUCUAUAGUCCAGAUUAUAAUAUCUCAUGUUAAGCCAUUGAAAUCUUUCCCUAAGGCCAAAAGUGGCUGGAAUUUACAUUUAGAGUGUACUGAACAUUCUUAGAGCAGAAGUUUGUUAGUGAAAGCUUCCAUUUCAGAGAAGAGUUUGUACUAAAGUAAUUCUGUAAUAAAAAGCUCCUAGAGUAAAAAUGAGGCAUUAAUAAAUUCUGCAUUGGUUAGUUACCACACCAUGUAGAUAAUGUUUUUGGCAGCUGUUCAGUGUUCUUCAUGUCUAGUUGAAUAAAUCUUUAAAGUCAUCUGAAAAUGUUGUAUGAAAUAUAUGAAAUACUCCCAACAAAAACAAAACAAAACUACAAUUGAGUGGUGGCAUCUAUCUCCCAAAGUCAAGAGUGGGCAGCACUUUUGCCAAUAUGAUAAUUCUCUCACCAGGUCGGGAGACUUAUCACUCCUCUCCUAACAGUUUAUGUUCAGCAACUUGAAAAAAUUUAUAUUAUUUUUGUAAAUUCAUAAUUUUUUUUGCUUCUAUUGCUUUAUUGUUUGGAAUUAUAUGAUUUCCUGGCAAUUAUGAAGAUUUGCAAUAUUUUUCAAUUUGGUUUGACAACUUUUAGAAUGAGAGGCACCAGCUACCAUGCUUGCCUUUGUGUCUGUUGUGAAGCUAACUGUACUAUUCAUUGUCCUUUAUUAUUGUGCUUCAUAUCCCUGUACUGUACUGUUGUUCUCCUGCAUAUUAUUAUGUAUCUGUAAUGUAUUAGAUAAACACAGAAGAAAGAAGGGUAGUGUGGUGUGGUAAGUUUAGGAUAUCAUUGAGGCGUCAGACAACUACCCUGUGUUCCCAUAGCCAGUCAGACUAGACACACCCACACCUGUCCUUUCUGUCUCAUUUUUAAUGCAGAGCAAAUGAAAAUUUUCAUUAUUCUUUGUACCUGUAGUUAUACUUUACAUUAAGCUGAAGGGUAUCCAAAGAACCUGGAAUCAGUGGGAAUUUGUUUUACAUUAACAAAUUUCUAAAAACAAUCUCUUGAUAUUCUUACAGAGAUGAUCAGAUGGUCUAGAUCCCUGAUUUAUAUCCUUUGAUUCUUGUCAUUUUGGACACCCUGUAUAAUAAAAUAAGUUGCAGGUCUAUUAGAAA
Homarus americanus (American lobster) is the source of this 3793-nucleotide messenger RNA. RefSeq names its product spermatogenesis-defective protein 39 homolog (gene Vps16B). Lineage: Eukaryota; Metazoa; Arthropoda; Malacostraca; Decapoda; Nephropidae. Gene Ontology annotation, cellular component: cytoplasm. The transcript is spliced from 14 exons. Gene Ontology annotation, biological process: intracellular protein transport; vacuolar transport. Bases 151 to 1695 code for a protein of 514 amino acids. The record is from RefSeq and is a predicted model, not a curated record.